AUGGAGUUUUCGGUCAAAUUUGCGUUGUUCGCCGUUUUCGCGAGCUCAUUUCUCCAACCCGAGCCGUGCAGACAUGCUUCUUGGUGCGGCGUUUGCGACAAAUUCAAGCGUGAUUUGAAGGUUGCAGCAGAAAAAAUGGCAGUGGAUGGAAACAAACGUUUGCGUAAGGUAAAAAUAGCCUUGGUCAACGGAGACAGGCAAAAGGGUCUCGUACAACGAUUCGGCAUUUACGCGUAUCCGACAGUCAAAUUUUACGCCUACGGGGUACCCAUGGAUUACAAAGAUGCUUCUUGGUGCGGCGUUUGCGACAAAUUCAAGCGUGAUUUGAAGGUUGCAGCAGAAAAAAUGGCAGUGGAUGGAAACAAACGUUUGCGUAAGGUAAAAAUAGCCUUGGUCAACGGAGACAGGCAAAAGGGUCUCGUACAACGAUUCGGCAUUUACGCGUAUCCAACAGUCAAAUUUUACGCAUAUGGGGUACCCAUGGAUUACAAAGGCACAAAAUUUAGGCGGUAUGGGAGCAAAACGUAUUGUUCGAUGGAUCAAACGGAAGCUGAAAACGUUCUGAGUCACACAAAAACAGCCGCCAAGUUCCGGUUCAACAGUGAAAUACGAGUGUCAGCGAAGGAAAAAAAACAAUUUGCGGAAUAA
Messenger RNA from Notodromas monacha, 648 nucleotides. Lineage: Eukaryota; Metazoa; Arthropoda; Ostracoda; Podocopida; Cyprididae. The record is from the annotation of a GenBank genome assembly.